AUGUCGGCUCUAAACGAUGCCACAAAUCUCAUCAAGGACAACACGAGGGCUCUCCCGCCUCAGGCAGUCUUCUCCCAAAUGCUGCUCAUGGGAGCAGUCUCACUUGUUACUAUUCUCACUUUCAAUAUCUUACGGCCAAAGAACAAGAUUAUAUACGAGCCCAAGGUCAAGUAUCAUGUCGGCGACUCCAAACGACCGCCUCGAAUAGACGACUCUAUCCUCGGCUGGCUCCCGCCAUUAAUACACACCAAGGAGCCCGAACUCGUUGAGAAGAUUGGCCUUGACGCGGCAGCCUUCCUUCGUUUUGGCCGGCUCAUGCGGUGGCUGUUCACCGCUGUUGCUGGUGUUUCCUGCGCCAUCUUACUUCCCAUCAACGUUGUCUACAACGUACAGAACAAAGUUAAGAACAGGGAUAUUUUCAGCAUCCUCACCAUCCGUGAUGUGUCCGGAAAUGUCCUUUUUGUUCACGUCGGUGUCUCCUACCUGAUAACCUUCCUCGUCAUGUUUUUCGUCUACAUUCAUUGGCGGCAAAUGGUCGUUCUUCGACGGGCAUGGUUCCGCUCCCCAGAGUACCUUGGUGCUUUCUUUGCUCGCACUCUUGCCGUGCGCCAUGUACCCAAGUCUUAUCAGAGUGACGAUGGCCUCAAGCAAAUCUUCGAUUCUGUCCGAGUGCCAUAUCCUACGACUAGCGUCCACAUUGGACGCAAGGUCGGAAAGCUUCCCGAACUUAUCGAAUACCACAACCAAACUGUCCGCGAACUUGAAACCUACCUUGUCAAAUAUCUCAAGGGCGGAGUUGUCGGGCGCAAGCGGCCCAAAGUGCGCAUUGGCGGCAGUUGUGGAUGCGGCGGUCAGAAGAAGGACGCGAUCGAAUACUAUACUGAGAAACUGAAGCGAACCGAAGGUGCCAUCGAGGACUACAGACAACAUUUCCAUGAACACAAGCCGGAAAACUAUGGCUUCGCCAGCAUGGCUGCCGUGCCUUACGCUCAUGUUGUCGCAAAGAUUCUCGUCAACAAGCAUCCCAAAGGCACAGAGAUCGACCUUGCACCAAAUCCCAAAGACAUCAUCUGGGAAAACAUGAGCAAAUCGGACGCUGAGAUUGCUAGCAAAAAAAUGAUGGGUUUCUUUUGGCUUGCGCUCGUUUGUUUCUUCAACACCGUCCCACUAUUCGUCAUCUCGAUUCUGGCUAAUCUUGCUUCGCUGACAACCUUCGUCCCAUUCCUGGAGACAUGGAACGAGAAGUCUAAUACCACUUUCAACAUCGUAUCUGGUAUACUCCCUCCAGCAGUCUCUGGCGUUUUCGGUUUCUUCCUUCCUAUCAUCAUGCGAAGCCUUUCGAAGUACAUGGGUGCUCUGACCAAUUCUCGACUUGAUCGUGCUGUUAUCGCUCGCUAUUUCACCUUCAUGGUGAUUAGUCAGCUUAUCAUAUUCACGUUGCUCGGCGUUAUCUGGCAAUCUGUGGAACAGGUUGUCAUUGCAAUUGGUAAAAAAGCUAGCUUCAAACAAAUCCUGGACAAUCUUCAUACACUGCCGGACACUAUCAACCGAACCUACAUCAAUCAGAGCAGUUAUUGGCUUACGUAUUUCCCUUUGCGAGGUUUCCUUGUGCUCUUUGACCUCGCUCAAAUUGUCAAUGUGGUGUGGAUAUAUAUCAAGACACGCAUGUUUGGUCGUACACCUCGUGACAUUCGCGAAUGGACUCAGCCUCCCGAAUUCCAAUACGCCAUCUACUAUACCAAUAUCCUCUUCAUGGGUGCUGUGGGAUUGUCCUUUGCUCCUCUCGCUCCUGUCGUAGCCUUGGCCGCAGCGGUCGUCUUAUGGAUGAGCUCAAUUGUCGAAAAAUAUCAGCUCAUGUUUGUGUAUGUCACGAAAGUCGAAACUGGAGGCCGGUUGUGGAAUGUGGUUAUUAACCGACUCCUGUUCAUCCCUGUCUUGAUGCAACUGCUUAUGACCUUGACCAUCGGAUUACAAUAUGGCUGGACAACGUUCACCUGGGUCGCGACUUUACCUCCCAUCUUGAUUAUCGCUAUAUUCAAGGUCUACAUCACCCGCACAUUCGACAACAAGUUCCGUUACUACAUCCCGACACCCGAUGAACUGGCAGCUGCCAAGAUUCAUUCAGAGCGUGCUGAUGCUCGCGCCAAUAAGCUCGAAAAGCGUUUCGGUCACCCUGCCCUACAUGCCGACCUCUUCACUCCAAUGUUACACGCCAACAUGAUGGGAUUGUUGAGUCAAGUCUAUCAAGGCAAGAUUGCUCGGGACCACGCCAAGCUGGACGAGUACGGCGGGCAGAAAAUGGAGGCUCAAGUUGUCCAGGGAAUCAAGAUUGCUGCUAUCGACCAUCGCGAUCUCGAGUUCGAUCCAAAUCUAUACCGUCGCAACUGGGCAGACGUCGACAACUGGGACACACAAAGCAUUUCUUCGACAACGAUUUACGGGGACAGCUCGAAUGGCCACAGUAAAGCAUACCUUGCGGGUUACGACAACUACCUGGCAAGCGGGCCGAUGCCUAACAGUCCAGGAAUCGAACUGGCGCGUCUCGAUUCCAUGAAUGAGCCCCUGUUAAAUAGAGGCGGUUAUUUCAACGCAUCGCAAGCAUCAAUAUCGUCGCCUCCUUCGCUCUACCAGGAGCAGAUGACUCGAGAAGCGCCCAUACAUCGACCGCAGAGUGGUUACAACGACUAUAACCAGCAAUACCCGCCUCAACAAUACCCGCCUAACGCUCCUUACCAUGGUCAGGAUCCAUCACAGUAUUCGAUGCGGCCGGGGACGCCAACUCAGCAACACCAACAACAACGAAGUAUGUCUCCUGGCCCAAAUAGAAUGAUGGCACCGGAUCCACGAAGCAUGUCGCCUGGCCCCCAACGGGGCAUGUCGCCUGGUCCCCAGAGAAUGAUGGGAACUCCAAACCCACAACAGCAGAUGCAAAUGCAGCAACAACGCUCCAUGUCUCCUGGCCCACAGCGAAUGAUGGGCACCCCCAACCCACAAAUGCAACAACAACACCAACAACAACGUUCUAUGUCUCCUGGCCCACAGAGGAUGAUGACUCCAAAUCCAAAUCAGUACCCACAACGGUCCUACACACCGGGGGCAGAUAACAUGGCCGGCCGAGGCGCACAUAAAGGCUGA
Messenger RNA from Mycena indigotica, 3135 nucleotides. Its product is annotated as DUF221-domain-containing protein. Gene Ontology annotation, molecular function: calcium-activated cation channel activity. Gene Ontology annotation, cellular component: plasma membrane. The transcript has 17 exons. Bases 1 to 3135 code for a protein of 1044 amino acids. The record is from RefSeq and is a predicted model, not a curated record. Lineage: Eukaryota; Fungi; Basidiomycota; Agaricomycetes; Agaricales; Mycenaceae.